CACGGAAAAAAAUAUUUUUUACAAUACUACCAGAAUGUAUAGUAAAUGGGAAUUUGUUCUUGUAACAAAUUUUGCGUUCUCCUAACAUUUUUUUCUGUUCAGCCAACCAUUGGAUUUGGUGCGAUUACAAUUCGUUUGUAACGGGCAAUGUUCAAUUCUAGUAACUUGAAAGCUUGUAAAGGUUAAGAUCUAAAUGUUAUAUCAACAAUACUCAAGGGAUAGUUACAAUAGAAUCGUCGUCUUUACAAUUCCCAUCGUUGUCGCAGCUAUAUAAAAAUACGAUACUACAAGAAUGUGUAGUAAGCGGAAAUUUGUUCUGCUAACUAAUUUAACGUUCCCUUUACUAAUUUUAUUGUACGACCAACUAUUUUGAUGUGGUAGCGAUUUCAAUUCGUUUGUAACGGGCAAUGUUCAAUUCUAGUAACUUGAAAGCUUGUAAGGAAUAGUAUCUAAAUGUUUACACCAACAAUACUCAAAGUAAGUUACAUUAUACUAUUGUUGUUAUUAGUGUUAUUACAAUACGGAUCGUUGCGUCUGGGAGAGCGGAGGGGCGCGGGAGGCGCGCGGGGCGGUUUCAAACAGUAUGGCGCUGAUCGUGACCAAUCGUACUUACGUCGCCCGCGCAAAAGUAGUGACAGGCAGUUAUAGAUUUACUUUGCAGUGAAAAUAACAAAAGAAAAACUUGUGUCUUACUGAAAAUGGACGAAGACAUCGCGCAAAUAUUGCAUGAGUGGGGUCUGUCAGAAUACUACGAGAUAUUCAAACAAAAUAAGAUCACCCUCAAAACAUUCAACAUAUUGGAUCAGGGAAUGAUACAAGAACUGAUUAAACCAAUUGGAGACAGAGCCACAUUCAUAAGCAACUUAAAUAUUUGGAAACAAAUAUCAAAUGAUGAUGAUGAUGAUUUCUCUCUUAGUCUCAGUCAGGGGAGCAAAUCGGACAUUAAUGUCGAUGUGUUGAAUGAGAAACACAGAAACGUACCACCAAUAAAGAAUAUUACCAACUUCCAAAGCAGUCAAGAUGGAUCCCCUUCUGACAGUAGCGUCAACACAUCAAUUAAUCUACCACCAGUAAAGGACCUUACCAACGAAAUCGAACAGUUGACAAGUGAGGUGUACACUAUUCAAAAUGUAUCCCCUUCUGGCAGCAGCUCAACAAAUGUGUUAAUAACAUAUACUCCAAAGCUUAAACGACAAGCACUGCUGGACAUAUUAAAUAAAUCUGCAAAGGGUAGAAGCUUGCUGAAUUUACACAAAGAAGAAGGAAUGUUGUCAAGCAAUAGCAGAAGGAAGCUUUGCAAUAUUAUCGUGGAAGAUCUAUUGUUAGAAGACCCUGAUGUGAGGGUAACACAUGAGACGCUUCUUAGUAUCGCUAAUAAAAUUAGAAACAUUUUUCCAAAGGAGAAUAUAACCUAUGAUAAUAACAUUGGACAAUUUAAAAAACAACACAAUUAAAAUGUCUGCGUCUGAAAUAUUGUGCUUCUUGAGAUACUUUGGGCUACUCGUAGGUGAUUUUAUUCCAUGCAGUGAUUACAUCUGGGAGUUAUACAUAGUGUUAAGGAAAAUAAUUGAUAUAGUUACAUCUAAUGCCGUUCACAAAGAUAAUUGUGAUUUACUACAGUCUUUAGUUACAGAACACCAUCAAUUAUAUCUAACGUACAGUAAAAAGACUUUCAACUCCUAAAUUUCAUUUUUUAACGCAUUAUAAUGAUAUGUUACAGAAGUUCGGUCCUUUAGUGUCAAUAUGGUUAAUGCGUUAUGAAGCCAAACAUCGUUUAUCGAAAUUGGCUGCAAAUGUGUCUAGUAACAGAAAAAAUCCAUGCAAAACUUUGGCAAUCGAGCAUUAGUUACAAUUAAAUGAAACCUUUUUAACUGGUCUAGAUGAGAUCUUCGAAUUUGGAAUUAAAAAAACAGUAACUGAUAAUACUGAACGAAAAAUAAGACAAUCUCUAACCUUAUCAUCUCACCCUCUUUACCAAGUUAGUUGGGUUUCUAUAAAAGGAACUAAGUACUCUAAAAAUAUGGUUAUUACUUAAGAUAUAUAUGUGAUGGCCUCUUACCAAUGUUUGGUUUAAUUGAGUGUAUUUAUGUAAUGUUUGAAAAUAAAACCAUUAUUUUUGAAUUCAGUUUAUUCAAGACUUUGUUUUUUGAUGAGAGGCUUUAUUGCUACGAUGUAGAACUGACUGAUAAUAUAUUAUUUUGUAAUUAUGACACAAUUUAUUCAUAAUAUAUUCCAAAUACUAAGUCAGUAACAUCUAAUAAUAGGACAAAAAUUGUUCUAAGAUCUCCUGUAUGAAUAAUACGCCAAAGUACGUUUAUUAUUGUAUGUACAUUUUAUUCUUACCGUCAAUUCGUGCAACAUUGCCUACGAUGCCUUCCUCUGCCUGGCUUGAAAAACGGUGAUUCUCUGUCUACUGAAUAUACAUUUAAUUCUUAAUAAUGGCCGCCUUUCUCCCAUAUCAGGAGUAAGGCAUUUUCAAGCCAUGCAGAUUAAGCAUCGUAGGCGUUAGGAGUAGACUAUACAGGCGGCCAAAAAAGAACUAGAUUCCCGUUGGCUGUAAGGGGCCAUUACCCACCGCCGCCGCUUAAUCGCCAUGCAAAAACCCAAAACACAAAUCAAUCUGAGAAGUUCCAAAACCAUCUAGGGAGGAUGGUUGGGUCCCAAAACCUUACAGCCAACGGGAAUCUAGUUCUUUUUUGGCCGCCUGUAUAUUAUACACUAAUGAGAAACUCUAUUUUUACGAUAUAAGUAUAACUAGGCAUUUUUAUUCUGUCAUGUGCUGUAAUGUACCUACUAGUACUAAGUAAUUAUCGCAGACUUAUCAACCCGACACCCAAUGUGAUCAAAAUAAAGCAUUGAAAUUAGAACUGUACAUGACGUGGCAAAUAUUAUAGUGUAUAUUUAAAUACAGUGGUAGUCGUAUACUGUAUUUGAAAUUAUUGAUAUUUGAAUAUUACCGAAGUGAAUAAUUAUUAUUAACCCAAUCUAUUUUAACACCAGUGAGAUCAGCGGAAUGCUCUAUUCCGCCUAACUAUCAAUGAUUCCAAUUAGACCAGUGGAAUGGAGUAAUCCGCUGAUGUUAUCGGUAGGGUGAUAUAAUCAGUUGGUGAUAUUCAAAUAUCGAUCCCCUGUUAUUUUUGAAUGUGGUAUUAAGUAUAUUAAAAAUUAUAACAAGGAUAUAACGUAUCACUUCAAUGUAGAACUGAUUUAUCUAUUUGAUUAGAAUUUUGUUAUCAGUUGUUACCAUAUACCCAAUACUUAACUUUUUAAGUAGAUUCUAUCGCGUGUAUUAUUUAACUAAUAUCCAUUCCGACGUUUUGAGUACUAUCCUGCACUCGUUGCCACGGAAGUGCCGUAGACGUCAGACGCCCGUGACGUGACCACGAGUGCAAGAAAAGAGUACUCGAAACGUCGGAAUGGAUAAUAGUUAAAUAUAUACGCGAUAUAAUCCGUUUAAAUUGAAUUAUUUCGUUGAUUAACAAUCGCGGUAACUAUUAGGGAUAUAAGUACACUGUUUAGGGAGGAGUGAUAUUAUUACUUAGUUACAGUCGCCAUCAGAUACAUCGGUGCAGCCAAGGUAAUCAAGGCGAUAAAGUGCAUGUUCAGACAUUUUUGAGUACCUUGGCCGCUCCGAUAUAUUACAGUCGCCAACAGAUAUAUUGGAGCGGCCAAGUUGAUCACAAAACAACGUCUUUAUUGUCAAAGCGAUAUAGUGCACGUCCAGAUAUUUAUAGGUACCUUGGCCGCUCCGAUAUAUUUGAUGGCAACUGUACAAUGUAAAACCUUUUUUCUAUAAAUGUGACUCACAAUCAGUUUUGUUGCCUAUUAAUAUAAAAUAAUGAUUGAUUUCA
Messenger RNA from Cydia pomonella (codling moth), 3851 nucleotides. RefSeq lists its product as uncharacterized. Lineage: Eukaryota; Metazoa; Arthropoda; Insecta; Lepidoptera; Tortricidae. The record is from RefSeq and is a predicted model, not a curated record. Bases 699 to 1454 code for a protein of 251 amino acids. The transcript has 4 exons.